AGCUCCGCGCAUCCCACCCUGGGAGUUGUAGUCUCCUGCCCCUCGGAUCCAAUGGCAUCCUCAGUGUGUGAACUCUGUUACCCAGAAGGCCUCGCAAGACCGCUACCGAAGCUAGAAUUCCUCGGUUAAUCGUUCUCUCCUGCAAUUAGCGGAACCUGUUAGCGUGGCCCACAAGGCUCAGCGGGUCUCCGCGAGGCUAGCUGGUAAGUAAGAGGAGCUUCGGUCAACUGCCACCUGGACUACGGCGACAGGAACCCUCAGAUUCGUUGCUACCCCAAGGUCCCUGCCAUGCCUCACAUCGACAAUGACGUCAAACUGGACUUCAAGGAUGUCCUGUUGAGGCCCAAACGCAGUACCCUUAAGUCUCGAAGUGAGGUGGAUCUCACAAGAUCCUUUUCAUUUCGGAAUUCAAAGCAGAUGUACACUGGGAUCCCCAUCAUUGCCGCCAAUAUGGAUACAGUGGGCACCUUUGAGAUGGCCAAGGUUCUCUGUAAGUUCUCCCUCUUCACUGCUGUCCAUAAACACUACAGCCUUGAGCAGUGGAAAGAGUUUGCUAGCCAGAAUCCUGACUGUCUUGAGCAUCUGGCUGCCAGCUCAGGCACAGGCUCUUCGGACUUUGAGCAGCUGGAACAGAUCCUGGAAGCUAUUCCCCAGGUGAAAUACAUAUGCCUGGAUGUGGCCAAUGGCUAUUCCGAACACUUUGUUGAAUUUGUAAAGGAUGUGCGGAAGCGCUUCCCUGAACACACCAUCAUGGCAGGAAACGUGGUAACAGGAGAGAUGGUGGAAGAGCUGAUCCUCUCCGGGGCUGACAUCAUCAAGGUGGGGAUUGGACCAGGUUCUGUGUGUACCACCCGGAAGAAGACUGGAGUGGGGUAUCCACAGCUGAGUGCAGUGAUGGAGUGUGCAGAUGCUGCUCAUGGCCUCAAAGGCCAUAUCAUUUCUGAUGGAGGCUGCAGCUGUCCCGGGGAUGUGGCCAAGGCUUUUGGGGCAGGGGCUGACUUCGUGAUGCUGGGUGGCAUGCUGGCUGGGCACAGUGAGUCAGGUGGCGAGCUCAUCGAGAGAGAUGGCAAGAAGUACAAGCUCUUCUACGGAAUGAGUUCUGAAAUGGCCAUGAAGAAGUAUGCUGGGGGUGUGGCUGAGUACAGGGCCUCGGAGGGAAAGACAGUGGAGGUGCCCUUUAAAGGGGAGGUGGAACAUACCAUUCGAGACAUUCUUGGAGGCAUCCGCUCCACAUGUACCUACGUGGGAGCAGCUAAGCUGAAGGAGCUGAGCCGGAGAACUACCUUCAUCCGUGUCACCCAGCAGGUGAAUCCGAUCUUCAGUGACGAGAGCUAGACCCCAGCAGUUCUGCCCUCCCAGGGUGCCAGCACCCCACCACAGGGCUGCCAAGUGGGCCCCUGCCCCAUCCUGGCUUCUAUGGCUAUUACUCGGUCACUUCAUAUCCUCUCUCUCUCCCGAGGGCUCCGGCAGUAAUUCUGUAAUUCUCUGUCUGCACACGCAAAAUGCCCAGGGCACUCCCUGGGAGGAAGCAAGGAAGGGAGGCUGGGAAAAAUGAAGUAAGGUAAUCAAAUGGGAAUCUGGGGACCCAGCAUCCUGAAGAUUAUUAAGAGGAAAAGAUGCUAAUUCAUACGUAAUUGUUCUGUUUGGCCCUGGUCUGAAAGAGGUAGGCUUUUGGAAUCAUGUUUUGUUAAUCAGAUUUUAUUAAACAGGAUCUUUGAAUAGCUACCAAGCUCAGAAGUGUUUACAUAUUUAAAAUACCUCAAUAAAGCGAGAUCCCAAUGCCU
Vicugna pacos (alpaca) is the source of this 1784-nucleotide messenger RNA. RefSeq names its product guanosine monophosphate reductase 2 (gene GMPR2). Gene Ontology annotation, molecular function: GMP reductase activity. Gene Ontology annotation, biological process: nucleotide metabolic process. Gene Ontology annotation, cellular component: GMP reductase complex. The record is from RefSeq and is a predicted model, not a curated record. NCBI's taxonomy places the organism in Eukaryota, Metazoa, Chordata, Mammalia, Artiodactyla, Camelidae.